Molecule: messenger RNA, 7753 nt
Organism: Coregonus sp. 'balchen'
Lineage: Eukaryota; Metazoa; Chordata; Actinopteri; Salmoniformes; Salmonidae
Source: the annotation of a GenBank genome assembly
AUGGGUUCUAUGUUCCGCAGUGAGGAGGAGUGCCUGGUGCAGCUCUUCCUUCAGUCUGGUUCGGCCUAUAACUGUGUCAGUGAACUGGGAGAACUGGGCCUGGUCGAGUUCAGAGACGUGAGUUCUGUUCUCUCCUGACCUCGAUUUGUCUCACUGGCUAAGAACUAAUAGCUGUAACUAAUGUCUCAACUAUCUUGCUAUGAAUAAUUACGUUUGAAAUUAAUGACGUGUCAACUAAAUAAAGCAUAGUUUGAAUAACUUGUAACUAACGCUCUCUUGUGCUCUUGCCUCCGUGGUGAAUCAGUUGAACCCCAACGUCAACUCCUUCCAGAGGAAGUUUGUGGGGGAGGUGAGACGAUGUGAGAAACUGGAGAAAACCUUCUGUGAGUAUCUAGAUCUCUCACACUAUCGUCUCCUAAACCAAGGUCGCUCAGUAAAACCCCUAUCCUAAUACGGGAAAAUUAUGUUUGACAGUUUUCUCCUUUAUAUUUAUCUUUCUUUCUCUCCUUUGGCCUUUCUAUCCUUCCAUAUCUUUCUCCCUGUCUCUCCCUCCAUCUCUCUCACUUUUCAUCCAUCUCUCCACUCAGCGUUCCUGGAGCAGGAGAUCAAUAGGUCCCUGUCGCCCCCCCUCCAUGGUCCCCUUCCUCCCCCCUGCCCGACUCCCUUGGCCCCCCAGCCCAGAGAGGUGCUCACCAUUGAGGAGGAGAGUGAGAGGCUGGCCAGGGAGCUCAAAGAAGUGUCCAGGAACAGAGACGGUCUCAGAGCCCAGCUGACCAAGCUCAGCCAGUACAAAGGAGUUCUCACCCAGACCCACUCCCUCACCGCCUCACAGGUCAAAACUACACCUCCUCUCCUCUCUCUCUCUCUCUCUCUCUCUCUCCUCUCUCUCUCUCUCUCUCUCUCUCCUCUCUCUCCUCUCUCUCUCUCUCUCUCUCUCUCGUCUCUCUCUCUCUCUCUCUCUCUCUCUCUCAUCUCUCUCUCUCUCUCUCUCUCUCUCUCUCUCUCACGCACCACUCACUCACUCACUCCACUCACUCACUCACUCACUCACUCACUCACUCACUCACUCACUCCCACUCACUCACUCACUCACUCACUCACUCACUCACUCACUCACUCACUCACUCACUCACUCACUCACUCACUCACACUCACACCCAGACCCACUCCCUCAGAGAACUAAAACUACUGUUUGGAUGUGUUAAAGUCUCCCUAACUCUUUUUAUUGUUUCCUCUUACAGGCUCCACCUCCUCUACGGGAAACAGUAGGCAUAUUGGAGCCUAACCGUCAGGAUGUCCACCUCAGGUAAACAUCAUUGGUGAAAACGAUUGCCCGUGUCUUUCAACCUUCUUUUUUUAUAUUGGCUGUGGACAAUGAGUGAUUUCCAUUUUCCAGUUGGUCAACAUCCACAUUUGCCAAUUUAACUGUUUUUUUUUGCUCAUCCCUCUCUCUUCUGCAGUUUUCAGGCUGGUGUGGUCCACCCCUGGAAAGUCCCAUUGUUUGAGCGGUUGCUAUGGCGAGCAUGCCGUGGUUACAUCAUCGUGAACUUCAGAGAGAUGGAGGAGCAGCUGGAGCAUCCUGACACGGUGAGGAGAGAGGGCGAGGAGGAGGAGGAGGAAGAAAGAAAUGAAGAGAAAAGUUAUACUUAAAGUAAAACUCCACCCUAUCUUUUGGUAUUUGUUUAAUUUAUCUUUUGUUAUUUGUUUCAUUAGGCCAUAGUUGAUAUAGUCCCAAAAUGUUUUGUAUGUCAGCAAUCAAGUUGCAUCAUAUGAUGCAAAAUGCAUCAUAUCGGCUGUAUUUCUGUAUUUUGAAAGUUAUAUAUCUUGAUUGCUGACAUGCAAAACAUUUUGGGACUAUAUCAACAAUGGACUGAUGAAACAAAUGGCAAAAAGAUUUUGGGUGGAAUUUUCCUUUAAGUAAGAGUGGCAAACAAGAUGGUCAAUGUGUCAACAUUUUUAAUAUGUGAUGGGAUUGCAGGGGGAAAUGGUGCAGUGGACAGUGUUCCUCAUAUCUUACUGGGGAGAUCAGAUCGGACAGAAGGUCAAGAAGAUCUGUGAUUGGUGAGUAAACCUGUCCACUUCUUGUUGUGUCAUUUACCCAAUUGCAGUAGUCCAUGUACAUACUUGUUUAAUGACCCUUGUCUUUCUUGCACCACCUUGAUAACUUGCAUUCCCAGCUUCCGCACGCAGGUGUUUGCGUACCCUGACAGCCCCACACAGAGAGAGGAGAUUCUCCAGGGACUGCAGGGCAGAAUUGAAGACAUCAAAUCUGUAUGUCAGACACUACCGCUGUAUAAAAUACAUUCACCUUCAACUUUGUUGCUGAAUCACUAAAAUCAUUGGGAGCGAACAUUUACUGUCUGUAAAGUUGCCUCGAACUCCAUCUCUAAUCCACACCUCCCCAUUCGUCCUUCACCCCUCUGCCCUCCCCUCACCAGGUCCUCUUUCAGACAGAGCAGUUCCUCCAGCAGCUGUUGGUGCGUGCUGUAGCGGUAUUGCCCCAGUGGAAGGUGCGGGUCCAGAAGUGUAAGGCAGUCCAGGCUGUACUGAACCUCUGCAGCCCCUCCGUCACCGACAAAUGUCUGAUCGCUGAAGCCUGGUGUCCCGUCAGCAAGCUGCCCGAACCCUGAGAGAAGGAGGGGUGAGAGAGGGGAAGGAAAGAGGGAGGGGUAGAUGGGAGACAGAAGAAGGGAGAGUAGAGGUGGGAAAGAGAUUGUGUGAGAUUGAGUAACGCAACACAAGCGAGUUACUGGUCUUUUGUUGUCAUGCUGUUUAAAUGUAGGAAUGGAUGUCAUUUUACAAAGUACCCCAAACGUGUAUGUCUUUAAGCUCCCUCAUCUUCUCUCUGUCCCUCCCCCUAUCAGAGGAAGAGUGGCAGUGGGGUGGACUCGUUCUACAACCGCCUCCCCUGCUCCACCCCUCCUCCCACACUGUUUCCCACCAACUCCUUCACUGCAGGCUUCCAGAACAUUGUAGACGCCUACGGAGUGGCCAGUUACCGCGAGGUCAACCCAGGUAUCACUCAAUCAAUACAUCAAUCCAUUUAGCAGUCACUUCCAACCUCUAACCAUCUAACAACCCAGGGAAGAACCAGCUGCUCUAGUAUAUGUCAAUGAUCAGAACUAUUAUCCCCCGUUCUCUCGCUCACCCCUCUCUCUAUUUUCUUCUCUCCUACUUUCUCUGGCUAACCUCUCUCCAUUACCCUCGCUCUCCUUUCCCCAUAUCUCCCUCCUCCUUUCUCUUUUUCCCUUUCUCAUUCCCUCCUCCCCCCUGACUCUGUAGCGGUGUACACCAUCAUCACAUUCCCCUUCCUGUUUGCGGUGAUGUUUGGGGACGUGGGUCAUGGCCUGCUGAUGUUCCUGGCUGCCCUCUGGAUGGUUCUGGAGGAGAAGGACCCCAAACUCAGGAACAACACUAAUGAGGUCACACAGACACACACACACAGUCACACCUUUCCAUACACACCCUUUAAAUUGAGAGACUGACAAAUAUACUGAUUCAGAGGAACAGUCCUAAUAUAAUGUCUCUGUGUGAUUUAGAUCUGGAGGAUGAUGUUUGGAGGGCGCUAUCUGAUCCUGUUGAUGGGACUGUUCUCUGUCUACACUGGGGCCAUCUACAAUGAGUGUUUUAGCAGAGGACUCAGCCCCUUCAACUCCGGCUGGCAUGUAGGACCCAUGUUUGAGAACGGGGAGUGGAAGUAAGGACACACACACACACACACACACACACGUGUGCCCGUGCCCAUCACUCACACAUGCAUAACAGCGCCACAAUCACUUUUCUGAUUGUCCUGUAUGUUAUGUUUACAAUAUGAGUUUUGUAUCUCUCUCUCUUUUUCUCUUAGUCCAACAACUGUUAAAGAGAACAACUUCCUGUCCCUGGACCCUAACAUCACUGGGGUUUUUACCGGACCCUAUCCCUUUGGCAUCGAUCCGGUAUGGAAAUGCACCUCACACUGCCUCUUAUCUUUCUUUCACUCUCCAUCUCUCACUUUCCAUCUCUCACUCCUCCAUUUCUCACUCGUCCAUCUCUCACUCUCCAUCUCUGUAAUGAUUGUUUCAAUGACUGUUCUUAUGAGUAACUGUGCUGUCUGUCUGUCCCUCUCAGGUCUGGGGUCUGUCCAACAACCACCUGACAUUCCUCAACUCCUACAAGAUGAAGAUGUCUGUCAUCAUCGGGGUCAUCCACAUGACCUUCGGAGUCUGUCUGUCCUUCUUCAACUACAUGUGAGGGAACAGUGUGUGUGUGUGUGUGUGUGUGUGUGUGUCUGUAAAGGAAAGAAAGUAAACCAAAUUCCAUUUGAUUUUCAUUGAAAAGCAUUGUAGAGAAUUAGAAUUAGAAUUUUUGUGUACUUCCUGAAUUGACCCCAACCCUGGUGUGUAUGGAACUGCAAGGGAGUAUCACUGUAAUCUAAUAAUUUUCUCACCAUCCCUCUUGCUAUCCCUACCCCUCUCCCUCUACCCACCCACUUCUCUCUUUGUCUCUCUAUUCACCCCUCUCUCACUCUACCCAUCCCUCUCUCCCCCAUCCCUCCAGACACUUUAACCAGUUGAGCAGUGUGUUCCUGGUACUGAUCCCAGAGCUGUUCUUCAUGCUGUGUCUGUUUGGUUACCUGGUCUUCAUGGUCAUUUUCAAGUGGCUGGCCUUUGACACGGCCCACUCUAACUCCGCCCCCAGCAUCCUCAUCCACUUCAUAGACAUGUUCCUAUUCACCGAGAACAAGGAAAACCUACCCCUCUACGAAGGACAGGUGUCUGUCUGAAUGUGGCUGUUUGAAUGUGUGUGUUUUGUGGGGAAACCUGGUGGCACUGUACAGGACUGGUACAGUGAGGGAAAAAAGUAUUUGAUCCCCUGCUGAUUUUGUACGUUUGCCCACUGACAAAGAAAUGAUCAGUCUAUAAUUUUAAUGGUAGGUUUAUUUGAACAGUGAGAGACAGAAUAACAACAAAAAAAUCCAGAAAAACGCAUUUCAAAAAUGUUAUAAAUUGAUUUGCAUUUUAAUGAUGGAAAUAAGUAUUUGACCCCCUCUCAAUCAGAAAGAUGUCUGGCUCCCAGGUGUCUUUUAUACAGGUAACGAGCUGAGAUUAGGGGAACACUCUUAAAGGGAGUGCUCCUAAUCUCAGCUUGUUACCUGUAUAAAAGACACCUGUCCACAGAAGCAAUCAAUCAAUCAGAUUCCAAACUCUCCACCAUGGCCAAGACCAAAGAGCUCUCCAAGGAUGUCAGGGACAAGAUUGUAGACCUACACAAGGCUGGAAUGGGCUACAAGACCAUCGCCAAGCAGCUUGGUGAGAAGGUGACAACAGUUGGUGCGAUUAUUCGCAAAUGGAAGAAACACAAAAGAACUGUCAAUCUCCCUCGGCCUGGGGCUCCAUGCAAGAUCUCACCUCGUGGAGUUGCAAUGAUCAUGAGAACGGUGAGGAAUCAGCCCAGAACUACACAGGAGGAUCUUGUCAAUGAUCUCAAGGCAGCUGGGACCAUAGUCACCAAGAAAACAAUUGGUAAUACACUACGCCGUGAAGGACUGAAAUCCUGCAGCGCCCGCAAGGUCCCCCUGCUCAAGAAAGCACAUAUACAGGGCCCGUCUGAAGUUUGCCAAUUAACAUCUGAAUGAUUCAGAGGACAACUGGGUGAAAGUGUUGUGAUCAGAUGAGACCAAAAUCGAGCUCUUUGGCAUCAACUCAACUCGCCGUGUUUGGAGGAGGAGGAAUGCUGCCUAUGACCCCAAGAACACCAUCCCCACCGUCAACAAUGGAGGUGGAAACAUUAUGCUUUGGGGGUGUUUUUCUGCUAAGGGGACAGGACAACUUCACCGCAUCAAAGGUACGAUGGACGGGGCCAUGUACCGUCAAAUCUUGGGUGAGAACCUCCUUCCCUCAGCCAGGGCAUUGAAAAUGGGUCGUGGAUGGCUAUUCCAGCAUGACAAUGACCCAAAACACACGGCCAAGGCAACAAAGGAGUGGCUCAAGAAGAAGCACAUUAAGGUCCUGGAGUGGCCUAGCCAGUCUCCAGACCUUAAUCCCAUAGAAAAUCUGUGGAGGGAGCUGAAGGUUCGAGUUGCCAAACGUCAGCCUCGAAACCUUAAUGACUUGGAGAAGAUCUGCAAAGAGGAGUGGAACAAAAUCCCUCCUGAGAUGUGUGCAAACCUGGUGGCCAACUACAAGAAAUGUCUGACCUCUGUGAUUGCCAACAAGGGUUUUGCCACCAAGUACUAAGUCAUGUUUUGCAUAGGGGUCAAAUACUUAUUUCCCUAAUUAAAAUGCAAAUCAAUUUAUAACAUUUUUGACAUGUAUUUUUUUCUGGAUUUUGUUGUUGUUGUUAUUCUGUCUCUCACUGUUCAAAUAAACCUACCGUUAAAAUGAUAGACUGAUCAUGUCUUUGUCAGUGGGCAAACGUACAAAAUCAGCAGGGGAUCAAAUACUUUUUUCCCUCACUGUAUGUGUGUGGUAGGGCAUGGAAGGGCACACAACGCACUCACUCCAAAGUACGUAUUUGUCUAAGUAUGCUUAAUGUUAGCUGAAUAAUUGAAAAUAUAAUCUAUAGGCAAACAAUAGUAUGGCAGCAUGCUCACUCCAAAAUACAACCUGCACUCGUGUGUGUGUGUGUGUGUGUGUGUGUGUGACGUUCUAACUCCCUCUCUCUCUGUACUGUAGAUGGUGGUACAGAAUGUCCUGGUGGUGCUGGCGCUGUGUUUUGUUCCAGUCCUACUGCUGGGGAAACCCAUCCAUGAAUACAUCACACACAAGAGGAAACACCGGCACAUGGUGAGCAACUGUGUGUGUGUGUCUGUUUGAACAUGUGCUAUGUGUAUUGAUUUGAGUGUAAGUAUCUAGAAUGACUUAGUUUAUUCUUAUGUGUAUAACAUCUGUAUGUGUAAUAUAUUUACAUUUACAUUUUAGUCAUUUAGCAGACGCUCUUAUCCAGAGCGACUUAUAGUUAAUAUAUGUAUUGUGUAUUAAAAUAUGUAUUUAUAUACAGUAUGUAUUAUAAUGUCUGUGAGUUGGUCUGAUGUGAUUGUGUCUUCCAGGCAGGAGACAGACGACCCCUGUUGGCUGAGAACAGUUCCAUCAACGCUCAUCAGGGAGAGGUGGAGACAGGGAGUCACAGAGAGGAGGAGAAGGUGAGAGGGGGAGACAGGGAGUCACAGUGUUACCCGUGCUAGCUCCAUGAUUGUGGACUGCAGGAAAAAAAAAAGAGGACUGAGCACACCCCCAUUCUCAUCGACGGGGCUGUAGUUGAACAGGUUGAGAGCUUCAAGUUCCUUGGUGUCCACAUCACCAACAAACUAUCAUGUUCCAAACACACCAAGACAGUCGUGAAGAGGGCACGACAAAGCCUAUUCCCCUCAUGAGACUGAAAAGAUUUGGCAUGGGUCCUCAGAUCCUCAAAAAGUUAUACAGCUGCACCAUCGAGAGCAUCCUGACUGGUUGCAUCACUGCCUGGUAUGGCAACUGCUCGGCCUCCGACCGCAAGGCACUACAGAGGGUAGUGCGUACGGCCCAGUACAUCACUGGGCGAGAAUGAGUGAAAGAUGGUGGGAAGGAAUUAGAUGAAGGGGGAGAGGAGUGUGUGAAUGGAGAAUAAGAUCAAAUAUAUUAUUCAUAAAAAGAAAUUCUAUGCAAUAUUGUCUGUUGAUUUUAGAAAUGUUUGUCUCUCUCCUAGGGUGGAGUUCCAGAAUAAGUUCUACAGUGGAACAGGCUACAAGCUGAACCCUUUCUCCUUCUCAUCCCUGGUCCACUAUGUGAACAUUUAA